UUAAAUUGUUAAUGUGUUUAUAAAAACUAUUUCAAAACUUCUCAAUAAGUGGCACUUUUUGUGUGAAAAUUUAAGUAAAAAUGGGAUAAAUAAACUGACCGCAACCCGACAUUCAGCACUAGUACAAAAAAGGUUGCGCAGAGAAAAACGGACGCGAAGACAGUUGCAGGAACGUAUGGACUUGGAAAGCAAAAGGAGAGCACAAUUGGAGGAAGCAUUACGGUCAGCAGGAGCAGCCGAUCAAAUCAACAUUAUAAAUGAUAAACUGUCUCAAUCUGAACAAAAACCGAACACCAGCAACACCCAACCCUCAAUGAGCAGCUCAUCGUCGGCCAACAAUCCCCAAAAUCUCUCUCCUUUGGACACGCACGCAUCUUCGGAACGAUCUGAUCGUCUAACAGAACGUCUGACAGAACAGCGCCCCGUAGAUAGGAUAAAGCAGGAGCGCGAAGAACCACCAGGAUCAGGAUAUGGUCAACAGGCGCCCAGAGAUAUCAGGGAACCUCCUCCUCAACCGCCUAUGCCUCAGGAUAACAAGCCUUGGGGAUACGCCGGAAUCGAGCUAAUGAAUACUGGGGCUGCAUUUUGGCAAAACUACUCUGAUUCUCUGGCGCAAGAAUUGGAAAUGGAGAGAAAAUCUCGCCAACAACAAGUAGAAAGAGAAGUCAAAUCACCGCUUCAAGAUAGAUCAGGAUAUUACAAAAAUUCGGUCAUGUUUACAAGUAGCGCCACCUAAAUCCUAGCAGCAAAACGGUACUUUAAAUUAUGUAAAUACACUUUUUAAAAAUUGAUUAUAGAAUAUAAUCCUAACGAAACGGUUAUAGAAUGCAAGAAGUCUGAAAAAAUAUCUGUUAAGGGGUUUUUUCAAAGAGAAAUCACUUGUUUUUUCUGAUUAAUCUUUAUGUGUCACACAUUUAUAAAUUUUUCCUCCGAUUUAGUUAACCUAACAUUUUGUAUUCCCUGUGUUUCCCUCUCUCUCCGUUCUAUUUAUAAUGAGUGAAAUUUUUCCUCCAUCAAAUUGUGCCUCUUCUCUUUUUAAGCAUGCCAUUCUUUCCCUUCUUUGUUUUCCCUCACGAUAUUAUUUGCUACAUUUUUUGUAAUUAUUUCUAAUAGAUGUUUGUAACGUUUUUUACGUAUUUGGCUUCAUAGUUUUGUAAAGAGGUUAUAAUUUUGGUCUUUUUUAAUUACGACGUUUUCUCGAUAUUUUCUCGACGUUUUCUCGACGUUUUCUCAACGUUUUUUCAGUUUUUA
This is a messenger RNA of Psylliodes chrysocephalus, 1251 nucleotides long. The record is from the annotation of a GenBank genome assembly. NCBI's taxonomy places the organism in Eukaryota, Metazoa, Arthropoda, Insecta, Coleoptera, Chrysomelidae.